AUGAUUCUAUAAGUAAAAAAAAACUUCGAGCCUCUUUUCUCAUCACCAAAUAAAAUUCAUAUUUUCCUUAAUAUUUAUAUUGGAGUCAUGAUGAUUUCAAGAAUUUCUAUUAUCGUCGUGUUAUCUUAUAUUAUCACUUCAACUAGUGCAUAUGAUCCUGAUGCUCUUCAAGAUCUCUGCGUUGCCGAUAAAUCUCACGGAACCAAACUGAAUGGAUUUCCAUGCAAGGAAACGUCAAACAUCACGGCGUCAGACUUCUUCUUCGCCGGAAUCUCAAAACCCGCCGUCAUAAACUCCACCUCCGGCUCCGCUGUGACGGGAGCCAAUGUGGAGAAGAUCCCAGGCCUCAACACUCUCUCGGUGUCCUUAGCGCGUAUAGACUAUGCGCCGGGCGGUUUAAACCCACCUCACACUCACCCACGAGCCACAGAAGUUGUCUACGUCCUCGAAGGAGAGCUCGAAGUUGGGUUUAUUACGACGGCGAAUAAGCUUUUCUCUAAAACCAUAAAGAUUGGUGAAGUUUUCGUUUUUCCAAGAGGGCUCGUGCAUUUUCAGAAGAAUAACGGGAAAUCUCCAGCGUCGGUUUUGUCGGCGUUUAAUAGUCAGUUGCCGGGGACGGUUUCCGUUGCGGCGGCGCUUUUUGCGACGGAGCCUGCGUUGCCGGAAGAUGUGUUGACUAAGACUUUUCAGGUGGGAACUAAGAUGGUUGAUAAGAUUAAGGAAAGGCUAGCCACUAAAAAAUAAUCUAAAACGACGAUAUUGUAAUUAACGGUUUCAUGAUGAGAAACCUAGAUUUGUUUUUACUGAUGUUAUUAUGGUAACUAAGACAAAAUAAUACUGCAGCGACUAUAUCUUAUCAUUGUGAGUUAUAUUGUUUUACAAAACUACAAUUCACUUAAAAUAAAUAAAUCCAAAUAUUUUAUUUUUA
Messenger RNA from Camelina sativa (false flax), 928 nucleotides. Its product is annotated as germin-like protein subfamily 2 member 2. Gene Ontology annotation, molecular function: manganese ion binding. The record is from RefSeq and is a predicted model, not a curated record. NCBI's taxonomy places the organism in Eukaryota, Viridiplantae, Streptophyta, Magnoliopsida, Brassicales, Brassicaceae.